This is a messenger RNA of Aegilops tauschii subsp. strangulata, 678 nucleotides long. The record is from RefSeq and is a predicted model, not a curated record. NCBI's taxonomy places the organism in Eukaryota, Viridiplantae, Streptophyta, Magnoliopsida, Poales, Poaceae.
GCUCUCGCGUCUGCCAUGGCGGUCACGGCCCAGAACUCGGAGCAGGACUUCAUGGACGCCCACAACGCGGCGCGCGCCGACGUGGGCCUUGGGGAGGUGACAUGGGACGCUACGGUGGCAGCCUUCGCGCAGGACUACGCGGAUCAGCGCCACGGCGACUGCCAGCUGAUCCAUACUCCUGAUGGCCGGCCGUACGGGGAGAACCUCUACGGAGGCGGCGGCGGCGGGACCGAGUGGACGGCGACGGACGCCGUGAAUUCGUGGGUGUCGGAGAAGCAGUACUACGACCAUGACAGCAACACCUGCUCGGCGCCAGAGGGUGAGUCGUGCGGGCACUACACGCGGGUGGUGUGGCGCGACUCGACGGCCAUCGGUUGCGCCCGCGUCGUCUGCGACAGCGGCGACGGUGUGUUCAUCGAGACCUGCUCCGGUGCUCCCCCUAACCUAAUUUCGGAGGGGUAUUUUUGUCCCGUGAGUUUAUUUUUUUCCUGGCCCGCCGUAGCCCAGAUCCAAGCCUUGUCUAGCCCUGUAUAACCCAGACCAUAUACGUAUAGUACCCUGGUCCGAAAAAAAACAUCACACGACCCCACGUCCACGUAAGACCUGCCGAAUCCAAUCAUUCACGCAGCUCCAUCAAUCUCGCGAGCAUUGACGCAGCUCCAUAAGUCACGUAGUAGA